This is a messenger RNA of Beta vulgaris subsp. vulgaris (sugar beet), 733 nucleotides long. RefSeq lists its product as uncharacterized. NCBI's taxonomy places the organism in Eukaryota, Viridiplantae, Streptophyta, Magnoliopsida, Caryophyllales, Amaranthaceae. The coding region runs from base 87 to 512 and encodes 141 amino acids. Gene Ontology annotation, biological process: defense response. The record is from RefSeq and is a predicted model, not a curated record. The transcript is spliced from 2 exons.
UCAAAUAGUCAUAACUUUUAAGUAAUCAAACUAUUUUUAGAGUUUUUAUACGUCCAAAAAUAUUCAAACGUUAGCUGUAUUCAGCAAUGGCAAAACUAAUUGGAAUUCAGAGGAACACUCUAUUUCUCGUGUUCUUAGCAAUUUUAAUCUUCAGUGAUGCUGUUCAAGGCUUGACACAGGUGUGCGAUAGGCCUAGCCGUAAUCACGAAGGUAGCUGCACGGACGAUAAAACCUGUAAAGAUGCAUGUAUAGCUGAGCCAGACAGUCGUAUAAUUGGCGGUGUUUGUGAAAGUACUACGUCGGUCAGUCAAAGUGACGUCUCAGAAUGCGUAAAAAAUCGUAUGUCUCAAGAUUUCGGUCGUGCAAUUGCAAAUCGACGCGAUUGUCGCUCACUAAAAGAUCUUAAUAGAGAACGAACUUGCCAGAGCAUAUUGAAGAGCGUUCAAGAAGAUUGCAGAACUGAAAACACAGUCAACACUGGUGAUCGUUGCACAUGCUCAUACCUCUGCUAAAUAUUGUAGAUGAUCACUUUUUAAUGGUGCUCAAAGAUUUACCUCUAUCAUCAACUAUUAUUAAGGCCAAAGGGCAUAUGAAUGCAGCUAGGUAGCCCUCAAUUUUGAUUUCCUUUCUUAUUGUUUAUGUUUUCUUUAUAUUAUUUCAAUCAUGAUUGUACUUGUAACAAUCACGGGUUCUAAGUUUGUAACUUUUAUUAUUAUUCUAUGUGUUUGAUAUU